Messenger RNA from Solanum pennellii, 10239 nucleotides. RefSeq names its product pentatricopeptide repeat-containing protein At5g65560-like. The coding region runs from base 341 to 3082 and encodes 913 amino acids. The record is from RefSeq and is a predicted model, not a curated record. Lineage: Eukaryota; Viridiplantae; Streptophyta; Magnoliopsida; Solanales; Solanaceae. The transcript is spliced from 3 exons. Gene Ontology annotation, molecular function: protein binding.
AGCAAAGAAAACCUUUAUUAAACACCACUCAUCUUCUUGCCCAUAAUUUUUUUGAAAUCUGAGAAUAACCCUAAAAUCUUUUACAGUCCAAAACCUCACAAAAAAGCCAUUGGGGGCCCUUUUGGGCUUUGGCUACUGAGGUUUGAUGCCAUCGCAUUUGCACCUACGCAGCCCCCCCUUUCCCUAUAUUCUCCUCUCUUCCACCAUUUUUUGUUGUGGUCUCCUCAUGACCACGUUCACCCAUGACGCAACACAUCAACACUUCUCCAUUUUCUUCUGAUCAAUCCGACACCAUCUUCAUGAACUCUUCACACUGUUAUCCUCACAUUCACUGCUCGAAAUGGUAAAGCCCCUCAAACCCAUAUUUCUCUAUUCCUUAAAUCCGCAUCGAAGGAGCAAGUUCAGGGGUUAUACUUAUCUGGGUCGUCUUCAAUUUUCAUCAAAACCCGAUCUUUUUGAUCAAUCUGAGUCCAUACAAACAGAAGAAAAUAAGAGGCUUUUGUUUAUUGUUUCUAAGGUAUCGGAUAUUUUGUCUAAUCCACGGCUGCAAUGGCAGACAAAUGGAGAGCUUCAGUCAUUGAGCUCCAUAUUAAGACCCACACACGUGGCAAAAAUCGUUGAGAUACAUGAAAAUACUGAAGUAGCUUUGCAGUUUUUUUACUGGGUUUCUAAGAGGCAUUUUUACAAACAUGAUAGGAACUGCUAUGUUUCCAUGUUGAAUAGGCUUGUUUUUGAUAAGAAGUUUGCUCCUGCUGAUCAUGUGAGGAUCUUGAUGAUCAAAGGUUGUAGAAAUCAGGAGGAAAUGAAAUGGGUUAUUGAGUAUUUAAGUGAACUUAGCAGAAAAGGUCUUGGGUAUACUUUGUAUAGCUUUAAUACUUUGUUGAUUCAAUUGGGUAAGUUUGAGAUGGUUGAGGCAGCUAAGAGUGCUUAUCAAGAAAUCAUGAGCAGUGGAAUGGUGCCGAGUUUAUUAACUUUUAACACUAUGAUAAACAUAUUGUGCAAGAAAGGGAGAGUUGAAGAGGCCAAGAUGAUAAUGAGUCAUAUUUAUCUGCGGGAAUUGAGUCCCGAUGUGUUUACAUAUACAUCUCUGAUUCUGGGGCAUUGUAGGAACAGGGACAUGGAUGCAGCAUUUGUGGUAUUUGAUCGGAUGGUUCAGGAUGGAAUAGAUCCGAAUGCAGCAACUUAUACUACUCUUAUAAAUGGACUUUGUUCGGAGGGGAGAGUCGAUGAGGCUAUGGAUAUGCUUGACGAGAUGAUUGAGAAAGGUAUUGAACCCACUGUGUAUACAUACACAGUUCCAGUUAGUUCCUUGUGUGCAGUUGGACGUGAGAAAGAGGCUGUUGAUCUUGUAGUGAACAUGAGAAAGAGGGGAUGUGAACCAAAUGUCCAGACAUAUACAGCUCUAAUUAGUGGACUGUCUCAAUCUGGAUUCCUUGAAGUGGCAAUUGGAUUGUAUCACGACAUGUUGAGAAAAGGUUUGCUCCCAACUAUGGUUACAUUCAAUAUAUUGAUAACUGAAUUGUGUAGAGCAAAAUAUAUAGACAGAGCUUUUAAUAUUUUCCGUUGGAUUGAAGCACAUGGAUACAAACCCAACACUAUAACUUGCAAUGCACUGAUCCAUGGAUUAUGUUUGGUUGGGAAUAUUGAAAGGGCAAUGGUUUUACUAAGUGAAAUGCUAAAGGUGGGUCCGGCUCCAACAGUGAUUACUUAUAAUACCCUCAUUAAUGGCUACCUUAAACGGGGCUUUCUGGACAAUGCUAUGAGACUGCUGGAUUUGAUGAAGAAUAAUGGAUGUAAAGCUGAUGAAUGGACUUAUGCCGAACUUAUUUCUGGUUUCUGCAAGAGGGGCAAGCUUGAUUUAGCUUCAGCUCUCUUCCAGGAAAUGAUAAAGAAUGGUUUAAGUCCAAACAAGGUAAACUAUACAGCUCUAAUUGAUGGUUUGUCGAAGGAAGAGAAAGUAGAUGAUGCACUUGCAUUACUUAAAAGGAUGGAAGAGAGUGGUUGCAGUCCAGGCAUUGAAACUUACAAUGCUAUCAUAAAUGGUUUGUCCAAAAAAAACAGGCUUUUGGAAGUAAAAAGACUAUGUAAUAAGCUGGCAGAAAGUACACUGCUCCCAAAUGUAAUCACCUACUCAACUUUGAUUAAUGGUCUUUGUAGGAAUGGUGAAACUCAUCUUGCAUUUGAGAUUUUGCAUGAUAUGGAGAGAAGAAAUUGCAUGCCGAACCUGUACACUUACAGUUCGCUAAUCUAUGGCUUAUGUCUUGAAGGUCAGGCUGAUAAAGCAGAGAGCUUACUCGGAGAAAUGGAGAAAAAAGGAUUAGCUCCUGAUUAUGUGACUUAUACUUCACUAAUUGAUGGUUUUGUAGCAUUGGAUAGACUAGAUCAUGCGCUUUUACUUCUUUGCCAGAUGGUUGAUAAGGGUUGUCAACCAAAUUAUAGAACCUUUAGUGUAUUGUUGAAAGGAUUGCAAAAGGAACAUGAGUUGAUUUCAGGGAAGGUCUCCAUCAAGCGUGAAACAGUGUAUAGUAGCACAGCUAUCAAGAAGGAUGUUAGUAUUGAACUGUUAUGUACUCUACUAAAUAGAAUGUCGGAAAUUGGUUUUGAGCCGAAUGAAGGCACAUAUUGCACUUUAAUUCUUGGUCUGUAUAGAGAAGGUAAAACUUAUGAGGCUGACCAGUUGAUUGAACAUAUGAGACAGAAAGGCUUCAGUCCUACUAGUGCAGCAUAUUGCUCUCUUUUAGUUUCUUAUUGCAACAAUUUAAAAGUGGAUGCCGCUUUGGAAAUAUUUGAUUCAUUGAUUCAACAAGGUUUUCAACCUCCUUUGUCAAUUUAUCAAUCACUCAUUUGUGCUCUCUGUAGAAGUAGCCGACUAAAAGAAGUUGAAGUGCUAUUUGAAAACAUGCUUGAGAAAAAAUGGAACAAUGAUGAGAUUGUUUGGACCAUCCUGAUUGAUGGUUUACUCAAGGAGAGAGAAUCCGAAUUGUGCAUGAAGCUUCUUCAUGUCAUGGAAUCCAAGAGCUGCAAUAUUAGUUUCCAGACAUAUGUCAUCUUGGCAAGAAAAUUGUCCAAACUAGAUGGUUAAAUAAUACGAGUCAAAUGAUUUCUUGAGAAUUGAUCUACACCAGAAAGCAGAAAUAAAAGCAGCUGCGUGAUUGCUGGUAAGCUGAGUUGUUGCUGAGCUUCAUGAUGAAGGAACUGACCUUUUGCAGGUCAAGUGCACAAGGCUUGAAGAAGUGAGUCUUGAAUUUUGCAUAUGAACAGUUUGUUCAAAUCAAGUGGAUGUUGUUGGAGAAGCUGGGAAACAUUGGCAGGGCUAAUUUUUUAAUCCUGAAACUGGCAACUUUAGGCAGGGAUGAAAAUUGGUAGUUCAAAUUUCAGGAAAAACUAUUUUUUGUUUUGAACAAAUAUGUCGAAACUGAAGGUAUUGGUAGUUCAAACUUAAGAUAUACAUGUUUGAAGUUUGGUCUUGGCAAGUCAAAUUUUUUGACGCAUAUGUCAGAUGUUUGCUUGCACAAGCAAUACCAAGCUUUAGACAAAUUUGUAAUUUCAAACACAACUUUUUGCAACUUCAGUCUGAAGUGUCCAAACUUAUAAAACUUUAUGAACUUAGGCUGUGGCUUCAAUGGGUAUCCCAAAAUUGGCUAUCUGUGCAAUUGCACCCAAUAAGUUGGAGUGACAACUUUGGGAUUAGAGAUUAAGGUAUGCAUCCCAACAGCGAAUGGAUUCUUCCGAUCUGCCGCCUUGGUGGUCAAAGUUGUCUUGUAUCUGUGCUAGCAUUGGUAGUUAAAAUUAUCUCGUAUUUGUAUUUAUGGGGUGAAGUACGUUCCUUAGAGAAUUAGUUGAGGUGUGCACAAGUUGGCGCCUGGCAGUACAUCGUUGUUACUAUUAAAAGAUAAAUAGCAAAGUUACUUUAAAUUUGUGGAUCAAACGUCUUGCAAGGUAGAAGAUAGGGAAGUCUUUUUUUUUUUUGAGAAUGAUAACUCUUUUUCCUAUUUAUCCAUAUACUACAUCAAAGUAGCCCCCUCCAGAAGUAUUACAACCUAGGCUGACUCCAUCUCUGUUUUUUGUCACAAAUAGUCUAUAACAUCAAAAAGUUCUUCUGCCUGUAUUAAAACUUUCUGUUUACACCAAAAAUAAUAAAGAGCUAUACAAUUCAUCUUAAAAUUCUGCAAAUUGUUCUUCUUGCCCUCAAUACAUCUUUGAUUCCUUUCUUUCCAUACUGUCCACCAUAUACAAGCUGGGACAAUCAUCCAUCUUUCCUCCUUAAUUGUAGUAUUGCCUAUAUUGAUCCAACAAUUUAGGAGUUGUGCUAUGUUUCUUGGUUUCACCCAAGUGAUCUUCCUAAGGCUGCUGAAUAUUCUCCAUAAUUGAUCUGUCCAUUUGCAAUACAGAAAGAGAUGGUUGACUGUCUCUGUCUGUUCCUCACACAAAUAGCAUCUUGAGCAUAGUUGGAACUUCCUCUUCUUUAUAUUUUCUUGUGUUAGCACUGCUUUCUUUGCUAGUAAUCAUGUGAAGCAGUUUACCUUGCAUGGAAUUUUAGGUUUCCAUAUCAUCUGCCAUGGCCAGAGCUCCAUCCUGUCAUUUGAAUUUGAAUGAUUGAAAUCUUUGUAAGCUGACAGUGAAAACCCCUUUGCUGCCGAUCUUCCACGCAACCUUUCUUCUUCCCUAGUCAGAUUACUAAAUUGUGCCAUCGUAUCAUGGAACGCCACUAUGUUCCCCAUCUCCCAAUCAUUUAAAUUCCUCCUAAGAUGUAAGUUCCACCCCUGUCCUGUCCACAUUUCAACCACAGUUGCAUUGUGUUGCAAGCUCAGUGCAUAUAAGUCUGGGAAUAAUUGUUUGAGGGUUUUUUGGGCUAUCCAUCUGUCCUCCCAAAAUGACACCUUCAUUCCAUUACCCACAUGGAAUCUGAUUCUAGAUGAAACAGAGGCCAAAGAUUUCUUAUUGAUCUCCACAUACCACAUUCAUAUGGUGUAGUUACCAUCUUUGUCAUCCACCUAUUCUCCAUCUCAUAUUUUGCCCUAAUCACCUCUCUCCAUAGCAUAUUCUCUCCUGUCAUAAACUUCCAAAGCUAUUUCAGCAUUAGGCUUUUGUUUUGUUUCUUCAUGUUCUUAAUCCUCACUCCCCCCUCUUUCUUGUUUCUUAUGACCUCUUCCCACUUGGCUAGAUGAAACUUCUUCUUGUCUUCAUUUCCCUGCCAAAAAAAAUUUCUUCUCAAAUCAUCUAUCCUAUGUAUGACCUUGUCUGGUGCUGGGAACACAGACAUCAUAUAAGCAUGUAUUACAUCUAGCACACUAUUAACCAUGGUUGAUCUACCUCCCCUAAAUAGAUAUUGGCUCUUUCAGUUGGUUAGCUUCUUUUUGCAUUUUCUAUCACUCCAUUCCAGAUCCCUAUUGAUUUGCUCUUUCCCCCUAACGACAUACCUAGGUAUAUUGUUGGUAGUUCCCCUACCAUACCAUCCUAAACCCCUUCCAGACUCUCCACCUGAGCCACUUCAUUUAUGGAUAAAUGGAACUCUUCCCCUAAUUGAUAUGUAAACCAGAGAUUGCUAAAGAUGAUGAAUAUUACUCUUAGGAUCAACAUUUGCCCCGUCAUUGAUUCACAAAAAAUGAGAGUGUCAUCUGCAUAUUGCACAUGGGUAAUCUCCAAGCCAUUUUGUGCACUGUUGUCCAUCUUAAAGCCCCUUAUCAAACGCUUCAUCUUUGCUAUGUGAAUUAGGUUACUCAAACCUUCCAACUUUUUCAAAAGUUACUCUCUUGCAGCUAUUAGGGGCGUGUACUCCAAUGUCGUCACCCCACAUACAAUCUUUUCAAACUAUAGGGAGGUGAGCUAUUUGUAUUACAGAAGCAUAGUUACUAGUCAAUUUACGAUCUCUAGUUUUCUUUGUUCACAAUGUUCGAGAACGUAGAUCUUUGUCAAAAGAUAGCUUAUUCGAAAGAAUCAUCUCAAAAAUAGGUUCUUGGUUGAUUUGGAUAAGCCUUGCCAACGAAAGACUUGCAAUCGAAAAGAGAAAAUGACUUUUCGCAACAAGUAAUCGAAACAUCUUGAUGUGGAAAAGAACGCGCAGACAUGAGGAAUGUGGUGGGUGAUUUUUAAAAGGAUCGAGAAAUUAAAAUUUUGUCAAUAAACAUCCAACAUAAAUACGCAUGUCAAGGAAGGAUAAGCAAAGUCAAAAAAAGGAAUUUGUUAUGAGGUGAGAAUGUAAUUACUUUAGUUGACAAAUUCUCCCUCACAAUAAAUUCUUUUUUUGACUAUGCUCAUCCUUCCUCGACAUUCAUAUCUUCAUUGGAUGUUUAUUGACAAAAUUUUAAUUUUCUCGACCCUUUUAACAAUCACCCAUCAUAUUACUCAUGUCUGCACCUUCUUCUCCACAUCAAGAUGUUUCGAUUACUUGUUGCGAAAUAUCACUUUCUCUUUCGAGUUGCAAGCCUUUCUCUGGCAAGACUUUAGAAAAAACGUGAAUCCACAAUUGAACCAACUUUUGAGAUGAUUCUUGUGAACAAGCUAUCUUUUGACAAAGAUCUAUAUUCUCAAACUCUGUCAACAAAGAAAAACUAGACCGUGAAAAUUGGUUGGUGUAUAUGCUUCUGUAAUACAAAUAGCUCACCUCCCUACAGUUAGAAAAUAUUUUAUGUGGAGUGACGACAUUGGGGUACACGCCUCUGAUAGCUGCGAGUGUAACUUUUGAAAAGUUGGACCUCGUACUCACUCACCCUUCAAAAGUUCUACCAACCUCAUUCUAAAAACAAUUCUACCAGCCUUAAAUUGAAGAUAGAAAUCAACUUGAUUCUAACUGACAUAUUCCUUCUGGUUGGAAGUAAGAGAAAAACUUAGUAACAUAAUUAAAAGAGGGAUAUCUUUAUUUACUUUUUUUAAAAUGGAAGAAAAUUAAGGAAGGUUGAGCCAGUAGCAAAUCUACUCCAUGACUUACUUGAGGUACUAUGCACAAGCAGAGAAAUUCACCGAGGUUAGAGGUCAUGGAAGUGAGAAGAACAAAACAAAGGAUUUUCACAGCUCUCUCUCUCAUACGUUACUGUGAAGGAUGAGACAGUGUCUUCCUGUACUCCUCCGUAUGAUACCAAGGAUGGGUGAAUGGGUAUGCUUAAAUAUAUGAGUGGUCCAACUUUUCAAAAGUUACACUCUCGCAGGGCGUGUACCCCAAUGUCGUCACCCCACAUACAAUCUUUUCGAACUGUAGGGAGGUGAGCUAUUUGUAUUACAAAAGCAUAGUCACUAGCCAAUUUUUUACGGUCUCUAAUUUUCUUUGUUGACAGAGUUCGAGAACGUAGAUCUCUGUCAAAAGAUAGCUUUUUCGAAAGAAUUAUCUCAAAAAUUAUUUCAAAUGUGGAGUCACCUUUAUUCGUUGAUUUGGAUAAGCCUUGCGAGAGAAAGACUUGCAACCGGAAAGAGAAAGUGACUUUUCGCAACAAGUAAUUGAAACAUCUUGAUGUGGAAAAGAACGCACAGAUACGAGGAAUAUGGUGGAUGAUUGUUAAAAGGAUCGAGAAAUUAAAAUUUUUGUCAAUAAAUAUCUAAUGUUGAUAUGAAUGUCGAGGAAAGAUGAGCAAAGUCAAAAAAGGAAUUUGUUGUGAGGUGAGAAUGCAAUUACUUUAGUUGACAAAUACUCUUUCACAACAAAUUCUUUUUGAGUUUGCUCAUCUUUCCUCGACAUUCAUAUCUUCAUUGGAUGUGUAUUGAUAAAAUUUUAAUUUUCUCGAUCCUUUUAACAAUCACCCACCAUAUUUCUCAUGUCUACACCUUCUUUCCAUAUCAAGAUGUUUCGAUUAUUGUUGCGAAAAAUCACUUUGUCUUUAGGUUUGCAAGCCUUUCUCUGGGCAAGGCUUUAGAAAAAUCCUAGUCAACCAAGAAAGGUGUAUCCACAAUUGAACCAACUUUUGAGAUGACUCUUUCGAACAAGUUGUCUUUUAACAGUGAUCUACAUUCUCAAACUCUGUCAACAAAGAAAAACUAGAGACCGUGAAAAAUUGGCUGGUGACUAUGCUUUUGUAAUACAAAUAGCUCACUUCCCUGCAGUUUGAAAAGAUUGUAUGUGGGGUGACGACAUUGGGUACACGCCCCUGAUAGCUGCGAGAGUGUAACUUUCGAAAAGUUGGACCACUCGUAUAUUUACACAUACCCUCACCCUUCGAAAGUUCUACUAGCCUAAUUCUCAAAAAAAAAAUUUACCAGCCUAAAAUUGAAGUCAGAAAUCAAGUUGACCCUAACAAACAUAUUCCUUCUGUUUGGUACCGUUAGAGAAACUGAGAAAACCUUGGUAACAUAAUAAAAAGAGGGACAUCUUUAUUUACUUUUUUUAAAAUGGAAGAAAACUAAGGAAAGCUGAGCCACUAGCAAAUUUACUCCAUGACUUACUUGAGGUACUAUGCACAAGCAGAGAAUUUCACCGAGGUUAGAGGUCCUGGAAGUGAGAAGAACAGAACAAAGGAUUUUCACAGUUUUCUCUCUCUCUCUCUCUCUCUCUCUCGUAGAUUACUGUGAAGGAUGAGACAGGGCCUUUCUGUACUCCUCAGUAUGGUACCAAGGAUGCAUAUAAAACUUUUUUUUCUUCAUCUGGUUGGAAUAUUGGGGGGGUCAUCUUUACUACCGAGAAUCUGAGGAAGAGGAAUAUCACUCAUUUCGAUUGGUGUUAUAUGGUAGUGGAAAGAUGUGAUCUACUUGUUGUUUCUCUGUCAGUUUCAACAACAAUUGCUGGUCGAAUGGAACCUGUUUGGUACUGAAUAGGUAAUGUCGGCAAUUGUUAAAGACUUGUUUUAACAUCAGGCAGUUAGAAGAAUUAGAGCUUGGACUCCCCGAUUCGGAGCCUGUUUGGUAUUAAAUAGGUAAAGUCAGCAAUUGAAAGGCAUGUUUUUAAGUCGGCCAACUAGAAGGAAGAGAAGAGAAAAACCUUGGGAAGUUGCUUAUCUGUGCUCAUGACAUUUGGAGAGAAAAAUCAGAUUUUUGAAGAGAUUGAAAGUUUGUUUUUAGAUAUCUGAGGAUCACUUUUGUUGUUUCAUAAAAGUUUGGAGUACCUUGGCGGACACUGUUUAUUGUUAGAUGAUUGGAUACUCCUUAUAGGAAGUCUUUUUUUUUCUCUUACGUACUCUGCUUUUCAGUACCGACGGUCUACUGGAAACAACCUCUCGACCACACAAAGGUAGGUAAGGUUUCCGUACAUCCCACCCUCCAACUCAUUUGUGGGAUGAUACUGGGUAUGUUAUUGUUGUACUUUACUUUUCCAUACCACUUUUAUGUAUAGGGUUUUCACAUUUACAUAAAUAAAACUUGAUUUACUUAGAAUUUAUAGAUUUCCACUGGAAAAUUAGUUUUACUGCCGGAAGUGCUAGUGUGGGACAAUCUACUUUGACUCGUUUUAUGAUUUACACACUUCUUAUCAUUUCUACUCCUGUACUAGUGUCCAGUAUUAGUAAUUCAUCAACCUACUUGUAUUAUCCAUAAAGUGCCUAGAAAACUCGAAAUGAAGCGCCUAUAUAUUCAGUGUAAAGCCGUAGAGGUAAAAGAAGGAGAAGAAGGAAUGAGAAGAAUUUGAUAAUCUGAAUAGCUGGAGCACAACUUGCACAUGGCAAAAUUUUGUAGUCUUGCUCUUUUCUUCUCUGAAGCCUUUUGUUCUAGUUAUCUUGUUUUCUUUUUCCAUUUCUCUCCUGGUGCUUCAAAGUUCCUCUUGCUUUGAUUUCCUUAGCUGUAUAUACAUGAAAUUUUGAUGAGAAGAAAUUGAUGUUUUUGGUUUUAGGGGAUGUGAAGGGGAAGGAGAUGGAAAGUUGUUGGCUAGGAGGAAUGAUUAAAAUCCCUUAUACAUUCUCUUGCCUGUCUAUCUAAAUUCUUAUUCUGUAUAUUGCCCAAUUAAAAUGGAAACUAACGUGAAGAUUAAGGAAAGAAACUAGGUAACUUUCUACAUAUAGACAUCUAGGGACCUCUUAACAUUUCUUAAGGGUGCCCCUGUGUGCUCUUAACUGAUCCAAAAACUUGUAGCCGUGUUCAUGAAUGAAAUUGGGGAAAGGAAAAAGAAAUGUCAAGGUAAAACAUGAAAAUGAAUGAUUUUUUUGAAUUUGCACCGUCUAUUUGCUAUGUUGCUCAGACUCUCCAAAAAUGAUGUUGCACUCCUGUCGGAUACUUGAAAAAUGUACUACUUUUUUAUAUAUUAAGUAGGGAGAUCAAAUACUCUCCUCAGUGCAUUGAUAUCUUUUGGUUUUAGGAUGGAAAUUAAUCUGGGUAUACUUUGUUCUU